This is a messenger RNA of Exophiala bonariae, 1743 nucleotides long. RefSeq lists its product as uncharacterized. Lineage: Eukaryota; Fungi; Ascomycota; Eurotiomycetes; Chaetothyriales; Herpotrichiellaceae. The record is from RefSeq and is a predicted model, not a curated record. The transcript has a single exon. Gene Ontology annotation, molecular function: aminoacyltransferase activity. The coding region runs from base 1 to 1743 and encodes 580 amino acids. Gene Ontology annotation, biological process: phospholipid homeostasis.
AUGGAUGCUGGAGAGACAACCGCCCCGGCCCCAGAGCCGCAAGCCUUUGAGAUUACGCAAAAAUCACAUACCACCACAAUCACUUUAUCGGGUCCUUCAGAGCCGACUAUCCAGGUCGUCGACGAAGAGUCGGUGACCAUCGUCAAGGAUACAGCAACAGCGGCACCAGCCAAGGAAAAGAAGCAGAAGAACAAGCAGAAUAAACAAAAAGCUUUGCCGGCACCCAAGGCCCCGGAUGUUCCCUUCUAUCAAAAGCUGGGAGAGUCCCUCCUCCGCCAAAGCCAAGAAGAGACAGUUUUGCUGUCACCCAGGGCCAGUCUCGUAAACCUGCGCGAUUCGACGGAUAGGACAAGGACCGCAUCCUCAGACCUUCUCAGCCCUCAAGCCCAUGCCUCACGCUUUCGAUCAAAGAGCCGCGAUCGUAGUCACAGCCGCAGCCGAAGCCGCAGCCGGGCUGGUAGAGAGGCGGAGAGCGAUGAUAGUGUCAGCACUGGAUCGCUAUCGGAAAUGGAAGCCAAGGAUCCCUCCGUCAACGCAAACUUGAAAGGCAGCUUAUAUACGCUGGACGAUUUCAAGCGUCUCGAAGCCAUCAACAACCUCAUCGCCAGAUAUGGCUCCGUCUCUCACAUGAGCGUACGUGACCCCACUUACUCAUUUUGGCUCAACAAGACACGUACGGCGGCCGUACACUUCAAGCUCCUAAACAAGGUGGCUGUCCUGGCAGGAGACCCUUUGUGUGCCCUGUCAGCCAUGCCUUCGACGCUGGAAGAGUUUGAGAGAUAUUGUCGCAAGGCCGGUUGGAAGACAUCCAUCAUUGGAGCAAGCUCUGCACUGAUGGAGAUUGCCAAGCUCAAGAAGUGGCCUGUCAUGCGCUUUGGUACCGAGAUGGUCAUCAACCCCAUGACAAACGAGGUCUUGCUGGGCAAGAGUGGAAAACGUACCGUCACACAAUGUCGCCAAUUGCUCGAUCCUGCCAAAGGGGGACUGUCGCUGCACAUCUAUGUGCCACAGAGAGGGCGCGAUCUUGUGCUUGAGGGUGCUCUCACCAAGAUCUACGACGACUGGCGAAACGAUCGAAACACGAAUCGAGACUGCCAGGCGUUCAUCACCGUCUUCGAAAUGUUCUCACUGCCAAACUUGAUGACGUUUAUUUACACCAAGGAGGCGGGUGGAAAGAUCAAUGGGUUCGCCGCGCUGCGUUCAAUGGCCGACAAUGGAUAUCAUAUUGACCCAUUCAUCCAAACCGCCGACGCGCCACGAGGCACUUCAGACCUUCUCAUUUUCGCGUCUCUCGCUUACCUCCGCGCCAUCGGAGUUCCUUACUUGGGCAUUGGACAUGAGCCGGUCUCCGAACCAGACGUGCUAUACAACAUGCCGUCUCUUGUCAUCAGCGCAACACGACGCAUAUACCGCCAUAUCUUUGGCCGACUCCCCGUCGGCGGCAAAGAGGCCUUCAAUUCACGGUGGAAACCAGACGAGGAACAAUGCGUCGGCUUAUACCUGAUAUUCGUCGGAAAGUCGACCCCCAGUCCCAAACACUUACUGGCAAUGACGCACUUUGCCAACAUCAGUCUGAGGAGCGUGGCCAAGGCGGACUGGAAAGACCUCAAGGCGGAGCUGGCCAAGAACAUCAAGGUGCCCACGCCGGAUCCUGGGUUGGCGAUGAUUGGGUCAACGAGGCCUUUCAUUGAUGUUCAGAGGCCUCUCAUGACCAAGUCUGUCAGCUCGCCCUCGGCGUUGUAG